Messenger RNA from Phycodurus eques (leafy seadragon), 1368 nucleotides. RefSeq lists its product as uncharacterized. The record is from RefSeq and is a predicted model, not a curated record. Gene Ontology annotation, biological process: regulated exocytosis. Gene Ontology annotation, cellular component: lysosomal membrane; trans-Golgi network membrane. Bases 109 to 1326 code for a protein of 405 amino acids. The transcript is spliced from 5 exons. Lineage: Eukaryota; Metazoa; Chordata; Actinopteri; Syngnathiformes; Syngnathidae.
GGAAGACAAAAAGAAAAGCCAGAGGGGGAGGGAAAAACGGUUUCAUCUUGGAACCACCAGAGGCGUAAACUCAACAUACUGGGAAAUCAGGUGCCAGGCUGUGUGACUAUGAGCAACACAUCAGGGCUUCAAGCCAGCGACGGGCAGAACGCAAAAGAGCUCGACAGCAUGAAGGAAUCCAUCAGCGACAUCAUCAACCAGCUCCAGGACAUCGACCCCGCCAGGCUCUCCUUCUCCCCUUUCCUGGACCUGGACACUCAGAUCUGCAUGGCGCCCGUGUCAGACAGCCCAGAGUCCUCCGUGGAGGAGCUCCACUCGGCCUCCCACUCGCCCUCUGGCUCCCAGCGCUCCCUGGAGCCUCCACCGUUGGCUGAGGAGCCAAAGAACUCGGCCUCCUGCCUCCAGCCGCCUGACAGUGGCCUCCACGAGGAACAAACGAGAGCCGGCCACACUGAGGAGGGAGCGCUGGAUCAAACUCUUUCCACUCCGAUCACCACAGAGCACAAUUUGGCCGUCGCCACGGAAAACUGCAUCAGCACUCCAGCCCUCAUGUCUCAGGGAGACAUCCCCAACGGCACAGACACAGCGAAAUGGAGUCCAGAAUCAACUCAUCUGGACUGUACUGUGGAUGAGGUCCGAUCCCUAAUCGGUCCGUCGCCGGACAGCGUGGAGCUGACAGUGUGGAGCCCAGAAGGCCUGCUUGACGCUCACGAGGGCGCACCCGAGAUGUCCCCCGGUGGUCGGUGCUGCAUGUGUAAAUGCUGCCAGAGCGGCAGAGUUCCCGCCUUCCUCUCAGUGCUGGCCUCUUUUCUGUGCGCAUCCGCGAUUAUCUACGUACUCGAUUCCUACGUCCCCAUUAAACCUCCUGACUGCCGCGACGUGACCAGCCGGCUCGUCUUCACCCUCUGCUGCUGUGUGGUGGCUGCGCUCCCCAUCUUACUUGCGAUGGUCUUAGGCGCAGUGUGCCGCUUCUGUAGCGCCUCAUUCAGUUUGCAGGAGUCACCUCCCAGAAGACACACAAUUCAGCAGAUGUUUGCCACUGCAUCCCUGGAGUUAUUAUUCCUCUACGUCCUCAAUCUCAUCGUCAUGGCGGCCUUAAGUCCUCAGCAGGACCUCAAGGCGAUACCAAUACUGGUCGCCAUGUUCAUUCUGGGAAGGCUUGUUUACUGGGUCAGCCUGAACGUGUGCAGCUCCUGGCGAGGCUUCGGUUCCGGUCUGACCAUCUUCCCACUUAUCGCCAUGGUGGCAAACAAUGUGUUCCUCCUGUACAAAUUGACCUACAAAGAGACACUCUUGCCCUCCGAUGAUGUCGUCUUUAACCCUUAGAUGCAUCAGUGACUGGACACUACACUUUUCCAUAAGUGGGUC